Molecule: messenger RNA, 2577 nt
Organism: Entamoeba nuttalli P19
Lineage: Eukaryota; Evosea; Mastigamoebida; Endamoebidae
Product: GrfA protein, putative
Exons: 1
Coding region: 1-2577 (858 amino acids)
Molecular function (GO): guanyl-nucleotide exchange factor activity
Source: RefSeq, a predicted model, not a curated record
AUGACAGUUGAAGAAGCUAUUCAAAUAAAACUUUCUGAUUUAAUAAUUGAAAGAUUAGAAGGGAAUGAAUUACAACUUGCAAAAAUUUUAUAUUCAUUACUUCAUUCAGAAGAAGAAGAAGAAGUAUUUAAAGGGGUAUGUGCACUUAUAGAUGGAUGUGAAAAUAUAGGAUUUAAAAGAUUUAUAUUAAAAAUUAAACCAACAUUAUAUUCAUUUAUAUUAAUUAAAAACUUUGAAACUAGAUAUGAAAUUCUUGGUGGAUUAUUAGCAUUUAUUAGAACAAUGGAUAGAGAAGUUGAUGGAUAUGUUGAUUUUUGUAUUAAAAAUGAUAAAUAUUUUGUUCCAUUCUUACAAGAAGCUUUAAUUGAUCCAGAAGUAUCUCAAGAACAAAAAAGAAAUAUUCUUUUUACAAUUAAAACUAUGUUAAAUAAUACUCAACUUGCUGGUGUUGUAUCUUCAUUUAUUCCAUCUGUUAUGUUAGAAUAUUCACCUACUACACCUAAUAGAGAUCUUGCAGCAUUUAUAUUAUUUAGAAUUGUUAAUUUAACAUUACAAAAUGAAGUAGUAUUUAUUAAAAAUAAUGGAUUUGAAAGAAUUUAUAAUAUUAUUGAAUCAGAAGAUCCAAAUGAUAUUACAACUGGAGUAACUUUAUUGGUUCGUAUCUUUAGUGGAAAAGACCAAAAAACAAUGAAUAUUUUUAAUAAACAUCUUCUUCAAACAAAUUUACUUGAAAAACUUAGAAAUUAUCUUGACUCAUUAAAAGGUGACUUAUUACUUAGAGUACUUAAAUUACUUCGUUUACUUAUUAGAAAUGAAGGAAAUCUUCAAAGAUUUUGUGAAGAAGGUAUUAUGUUAUAUUUAAUGUCUUUAAUUGAAUUUCCAUUUAAAGAUGGUGUUGAUGGUGAAUGUGUUUCUGUUGCAUUUAAUAUUAUUCAAUAUGUAUUUUAUUCUCCAGAAACAAAGUCAUUACCAAAAGAAUAUGGUUUUACUAAUAAAUUAAUUCAAGGUAUUCAACACCAUAAAGAAUUACAAUCUUUUACUAUUGAUGUUAUUCUUAAUACUAUGAAUAAUGUUCUUUAUGAUGAAGAAAUGGUAAACCAAUUACUCUUCUUCGACUGCAUAAAAGUUUUAACUGAAAAAAUUAAUGAAUUAACCCCAAAACAACAAACUCUUGCAUUAAAUAUUUUAGCCCAUUUACAAACAUUCCAAAAUACUUUAAAUGUUUCUUCAAAGAAAGAACAAAAAACAGGAGAAGUUCAAGGAAAUAAUAUGCAAAAAGUUCUUGAAUCAAUGCAUUGUGUUAAAGAAGAACAAGCUAAACAAGAACAACCAAUACAAGAAAGUAAUAUUUAUAAUAAUGAAGUAUCAACUAAAGAACCUAUGAAUGCUAGUGAAGGAUCACUUAAUAUUUCAUGUAUUGGAGAAGAAAAGAAAGAAGAUGAUUCCUCUACUCCUAAAAAAUCUACUUUUCAAGCAGGUAAAAAGCAUGAAGGGUCAAGAGCACAUACUUAUCUUGGAGAACGUAAAUCAAUUAGAAUUGAUAAAAAUAAGGCUGUUACUAAAGAUAUGUUAAAUCUUCCUACAUUCUCUCAAGUCGCAAAUUCAAGUUCAAAAGUUACUGUUAAUGAUGCUCAAAUGCUCGCUGAAUUAAACUUAAAGAAAGAAAAGAGAAGAUUAAUUGUUCAAGAAAUGUAUACAACCGAAAAAACUUAUGUUAAUCAAAUGGAAAAAUUCGUCACUACUAUCCUUCCUACUUUAAUUCAAUUAAUGCCACCAGCUGAAGAAAUGAUUGGUAAUUAUAAAGAUAUUUAUGAAUUACAUAAAGAGUUUUUAAAGAAAUUAGAAGAACGAUUUAAUUCACAAAAAGGAGAAGCACUAAUUAUUGUAUCAGAUAUAUUUAGAGAAUUAUUUAAUAAUAAAGCACUUCAACCAGAAUAUCUUAAAUAUUUAUCUCAAUCAGAAGAGUCUUUAAAAUAUAAUUAUGCUGGGUAUUCUUCUCAAAUGAAAGCUCAAAUUACAAAGUGGACUCAAUCUUGUAUUGUUUUACCUAACUUUUUAAUUCUUCCUGUACAACGAUUACCUCGUUAUAUUUUACUUCUUGAAACUUUACUUAAAUCUACACCAGAAAUAGUUCAAGAUGAAUAUCAUGCAUUAAAAGAAGUUUAUUUAUUAGGAAAGAAAGUUACUACAGAAAUCGAUCAAGAAAAGAAGAAAAUGGUAAAAGCACAAGCUUUAUUAAAUUAUUCUCGUACUAUUCAAAAUUAUUCUGCUCCAAAUAAUAGACAAUUUUUAAGAGAUAGUAUUAUUACAGUUAAAGCAAAAUCUAAGCUUGUUGCUACUGUUAUUUUAAUGAGUGAUAUGUUAUAUGUUUGCACAAAGAAAAAACAUAUAUUUAUUCCAAAAUAUACUAUUAGUCUUCUUAAUGCAGGUAUUACUUCAAAUAAUUCUGAUCCAUCAUUAAGAACAAUUACAUUAACUUCUUCUCAACCAAAAGAACCAACUCUUACUUUAUUCUUCCCUGUUGAUGUUGAUUUUGAUGGUUGGUUACUUGAUUUAAAAAUGUGCAUCAAAGAAUAA